AUGCCACUGAAUUUAUUCGGAAUAGGUGCCGGAGGUGUGAAGUCACAACAGCUCGAUAACUCAUCUAGAGGAAAUACCGGCACGUCUGAUGGGAAAGAUUGGCGGGGAUCAGUUGUAAAACUGCCUAAUCACACUGUGACUUUGGACAAAAGACUUGCUGAAGGUGGAUUUGCGAUUGUAUAUUUGGCAAGCGAUAAGCAGGGACGUCAUUAUGCACUAAAAAGGCAGUUUAUUAGUGAUGAUGUUCGGCAGUUGGAGGCAUGUAGAAGAGAAUGUCGCAUUGUUAGUUGUUUGGCGGGACACAAAAAUAUUGUAUCGUAUAUAGAUCAUAUGAUACUGAAGAAUAAUUGUGGUGUAUACGAGUGUUCACUUCUUACUACUUAUUAUAAAAGUAGCGUGUUGCAGCUGAUGAAUGAACGACAUUUAGCGGGACGAUGUCUUUCGGCAAAUGAAAUUUUGAAAAUUUUUUGUGAUGUAUGUGAAGCAGUUGCGAGAUUGCAUCAUUCUCAAACUCCAGUUAUUCACCGUGAUUUAAAGGCUGAAAAUGUUCUGAUCGAUGAACAUCGUCGUGGUGCACCAGUAUAUGUUUUGUGCGAUUUCGGAAGCGCCACGACAAAGGUCUUGUCAUCGGAAACACAAUCACUGCAAUUUAUUGAGGAGGAGAUUCAUCGCUAUACGACACUAGCAUAUCGAGCUCCUGAAAUGGUAGAUAUUUACUCCGGAAAGCCUAUUGGCACAAAGGUUGAUAUAUGGGCGCUUGGUGUCAUGUUUUACAGACUCUGUUAUUUCAGUCUUCCGUUUGGUGAAAGCUCGCUUGCAAUUCAAAAUUGUUCUUAUAAUUUUCCGACUGAGCCUAACUAUCCGGAUGAAUUACGUGCGAUCAUAAUUUUAGAGGUACUUUUUGACCCCGAUCUUGUUCGUCGUCCAGAUAUUUAUCAAGUUUCAACUCUUGCUUUUGAGGCUGCUGGACAGUGCUCUCCGAUUGGUAACUUAAAUAAAGUUCCAGCACUGUGUCUAAUUGAUGCCGUACGAAGUUUGCGCCAACAAGAAGUCAAUGCAGCAGCAAUUGCGGGUACGUCAGCACGUACAUCGAAGUUUACUAAUUUUGAUAGCCGUGUUGCACAGAAGGAAACAGCUACUUCCAUCAAUCCAAGAUUGAGACCGAAGCCAUAUAGCAAUGCAAUUCGCUUGAAUUUGGCCGAUUCCAGUUCACGUUUGUUAGAUGUAACAAUCGGUAAACAACAAAACAGUUCAUCUUAUCCAGAAAUCGGUAUUGCGCGUUCAGGAUCUUCACAUAAAUGGUGCGGUAUUGCAGAAGAAUGCGGUAUUGAAACUCUGAAGUCAAGUGCUUUCAGACCGUACAGUGCUUCGAGCGAAAACAAUACCAGAGUUGUCUCUGCAGGAUUUACAGUUGAACCCUUUGAGACAGUGACUGUAACUGUUUCUUCUCCUGAAAAUUUCCCAGUGGAGAAUGAUGAUGUAUCAUGGAAUCCAUUCUUAAUUGCACCAUUCAGCUCACAAAGACGUAGUUCAGUUACUUUGCACAAUACUACAAUGGAUGAUCGUAGUUUUGGACAUUGUUUUGACAAAUUGCCGAGGCAUUUAAAAUACUUCACAUCGAGCGAAACGGUGGAAAAUGAUGCAAAUUUAGAAAUUGAUGAAAAUGAUCCAUUUGCUGCAGCACCAAUCCAUCACUAUCAAAUAAGGGUUGCUGAACAAGUUUUCAGAGUGAAAGAUACAAAUGCAAUACAGGAAAAAAGUCAGUCAAAUAGUAGUGCAGUCCAAAAUGCUGUUAUUAGUCAUGAAGUUCUUUCAUCACCUACGACUAAUAAUGAUAAAAUUUGA
Molecule: messenger RNA, 1845 nt
Organism: Cercopithifilaria johnstoni
Lineage: Eukaryota; Metazoa; Nematoda; Chromadorea; Rhabditida; Onchocercidae
Source: the annotation of a GenBank genome assembly